Cyprinodon variegatus (sheepshead minnow) is the source of this 3672-nucleotide messenger RNA. RefSeq names its product D(1)-like dopamine receptor. Gene Ontology annotation, cellular component: plasma membrane. The record is from RefSeq and is a predicted model, not a curated record. Gene Ontology annotation, molecular function: dopamine neurotransmitter receptor activity, coupled via Gs; G protein-coupled receptor activity. Lineage: Eukaryota; Metazoa; Chordata; Actinopteri; Cyprinodontiformes; Cyprinodontidae. Bases 549 to 1937 code for a protein of 462 amino acids. The transcript has 2 exons. Gene Ontology annotation, biological process: vasodilation; G protein-coupled dopamine receptor signaling pathway; adenylate cyclase-activating adrenergic receptor signaling pathway.
CCAGGACGCCUGAGCGUUUCCGGAGCUGUUUAUUGCCGCACAGCAAGGCGCACGCUGUCUUAAGAUAAAAGCCUCCUGAUCAACACCUAAAACUGCAUCGGAAUUUAAAGGACGUCCUUCAAGGGAUCCAACUGUCAGAGAAGAUUUAGAUUAUUACAUGAAAACUGCUCCUGACUGGGAAUGCGGAUGUAAACAACAGCUGGAAAUUUGCUCCCGCUCUACAAACUAGAAUGUCGACCCUCUGCCCUGCUGCUGCUGCAGGAAUCUGUGGACCGGGGAUUUUUGGAAAGGAUAUUUCUGAAGAGGAAAUACUUAAGAAUUUAUAGCUGCACUUUCACAAAAAUGUUUUUUGUGAUGAACAGCCAGUGGAUGACCCAGUCCGAGAGAGAGCUGGGACCCAGGCAAUUACCAUCUUCACCUUCUGUGUAAAAUCAAAAGCUUGAGCAGAAGCACAGCUUCUUCAACCCGUGGUUGUGAUGGGGUGAUUGUUGACAUCCCCAUUCGCCCAUCCUCCCUCUCUUACUGCAUUAGUGCCGCGAUUUAAAACAAUGGAUCAGAAUUUCUCAAUGGUAAGAGACAGCAAGCAGCUCACGCCAGAGAGAGACUCGUCUAAGCGUGUCCUCACAGGAUGCUUUCUUUCCCUGCUCAUCUUUACCACGCUGCUUGGCAACACCCUGGUGUGUGCUGCUGUUACCAAGUUCCGACACCUAAGGUCAAAGGUCACCAACUUCUUUGUAAUUUCGCUGGCCAUCUCAGACCUCCUGGUGGCUAUUUUGGUGAUGCCAUGGAAAGCGGCCACAGAGAUCAUGGGAUUUUGGCCAUUUGGGGCAUUUUGCAAUGUCUGGGUAGCAUUUGACAUUAUGUGUUCCACUGCCUCCAUCUUGAACCUGUGUGUCAUUAGUGUUGAUCGCUACUGGGCGAUCUCUAGUCCGUUCCGUUAUGAACGCAAAAUGACCCCUAAGGUGGCGUGCCUGAUGAUCAGUGUAGCAUGGACCUUGUCUGUACUCAUUUCUUUUAUUCCUGUUCAGCUAGACUGGCACAAAGCUGAGACCACCAGUUAUGCAGAGCUAAAUGGGACAUACCCCAGUGAUCUGCCUCCUGAUAACUGUGACUCUAGCCUUAAUAGGACUUAUGCUAUCUCCUCCUCUCUCAUCAGCUUUUAUAUCCCUGUAGCCAUCAUGCUCGUCACCUAUACCCGGAUCUACCGCAUUGCCCAGAAACAGAUUAGAAGAAUAUCUGCCCUGGAACGUGCAGCGGAGAGUGCCAAAAACCGACAUAGCAGUAUGGGGAACAACUCAAAUAUUGAGAGCGAGAGCUCAUUCAAAAUGUCUUUUAAACGAGAAACCAAAGUCUUAAAGACGCUCUCUGUCAUCAUGGGUGUGUUUGUAUGCUGCUGGUUGCCCUUCUUUAUCCUGAACUGCAUGGUUCCUUUUUGCGAACCAAACCUGCCAGAUGGGUCCACAGAGUUCUUCUGCAUCAGCUCCACAACUUUUGAUGUGUUUGUGUGGUUUGGCUGGGCAAACUCCUCCCUCAAUCCCAUCAUCUAUGCCUUCAACGCAGACUUCCGCAAGGCCUUCUCCAUCCUCCUUGGCUGCCAUCGGCUGUGCCCAGGGAGCAAUGCUAUUGAGAUCGUCAGCAUUAACAACAACAUGGCUGCCCAUGCGCCCAACCCUAACUCUCAGUAUCAGCCUAAGAGCCACAUCCCCAAGGAAGGGAACAACUCUGCAAGCUAUAUGAUUCCCCACAGCAUCCAGUGUCAGGAGGAUGAAUUACAAAGGAAAGAUGGAUGUGGAGGGGAGAUUGAGAUGGGGGCAAACAACACCCUGGCGAAACCAUCCCCAGCCAUUUCUGGGAAUUUAGACAGUGAUACUGAGGUCACACUGGAAAAGAUCAAUCCCAUCACACAGAACGGGCAACACAAAGCUUUGUCAAGUUAAAGACACCUUGUAAAGAUGGAUCAAAAUUCAAUGAGACAAAAGCUCACACAUGAGGAUAGUUUAACACACAAAAGGACAAGGAUCUCCAAGAAUAUGCCUGACAGAAAAAAAAAAAAAACAAAUGACAAGACUCCAGACUGUCAACAAAAAUCUACAUAGAUAACCUACAGAAUGUUCAAAUGUAAAGGCACUUUAUCUUGGGUAUAACUAUCUGCAAAAUAAUUUCAGUAUUUGUGGAUGAAAUCCUUAUAUUUGGUUCUAAAUGUUGUUUAUGUGUACAUUAAAGCAGAAAAAAAACAAUGCAUAUGCAUACAUCUUUAUUAUAUCUCCUAGGAUGUAUACAUCUGCAUGCGUGUGCUGUACAGUUCAGCAUUAAAAUGGAACUCUGGCGGGAUGUAAACACACUUUGGUCAGCAGAGGAAAAAAUGUAGUACUAGUGAAAUAUCAUGUAGGUAGGUGCUUUGUAGGUGUUACAUUAAGGAAAGAGCAAUGUGGAAAAACAAGUGCAGUACAUUUUUUACACCAUUUUAUUUUAAAAUAAAGAUGAAAUUUCUGUAAACACUAAGGCAACUUUGUCUAAGUCAAGCCUAAAUAAGAUUGGUUAGCCUUAUCUUUAGUUUAAGAUGCUGAUGUUAAAUCAUCCAGAUAGACAGAGAAAGAGAAAGAAUGGAAAAUUUAGAAAUGACUGAUAUGGUUUGUAAUCAGUCCCCUUUAUCCUUUCUCUUAUCAAAUCAGAGCCAAAUGGAAUUGAACAAAACAUCUCACCCCGCUCGUUUUUUUCUCUCCUCUAUCCUUCUUUUAUUGCCCGCCCUCCCAUUAAGCAGAGUCAUUCAGUGUGUUCUUAUCCUCAUUUUCCUACUCUUGUUUACACAAUCUACAAAUCCCAUUCUCUUUUACCACCCCCUAUCUCUCACUCCUCGCCUACUCCUACAUUAUCCUCUUUUAAUAUUUGUGUUCCUGUCUGCGCUCUCUUCACAAUCUUCUUUGGCAGCCCUUAUUUUUAGGUACUUCCUUUGACAACUCAUACAGGUUCUAAUGAUGCCAAAUAUUUUUGCUUACAUUUAAAAAAAAUGCAGUCAUAAAGAGAAAUCAGGGAUGCAGGUUCACUGAGCUAAAGCACAGUUGACACUUGGUGACCUUUUGCAAACUUGCAGAUAUCAGAUUUGUAAAUUGCUCACGCUGGGCACCAUACUGCGCUGUAGAGGCGAUGUGGAGCACGCAGUGUGAUAGAGUUGCUCCGUUUUGUAGAGGUGGAGUCACAGACAACACACCAGGAUGUGGAUCGGCUCAUAGCUGUCGGACAUGUUUUGUGUCUUUGCACAGAUGCACUUUGAAAACAAAACAAUACGAUUAUGACUAAUUAGGAGUAAAUUGGUAAAUUUCAAAGUAGAAGGCCUUUAAGUGUUAUCAUAGAAUUUUCCAGCUGCUGCUAAUCAGGAUACAGCUGCCUUAGCAAUGGUUGGCAUUGCGGCUUUAUUUCAGUGGUUUUAAUCAGAUGUAUUGCUUCCUCAGAAACCUGAUUUUGCAUUGUCCAUAUUAUGGCUACAAUCCAAACUAGAUAUUUUUUUACUUGUGAUUUUCCUUUAAACAAAAAAUUUGCUGUCACAACUUUAAUGUAUUUAUUUUGUAUUAGAUUAUCAACAACAGCUUUGUGGUCAUGUCUCACUUUGCUCUAUUGUCUUCUUUAUUGAUGAAGUUCAGGGUAAUUUUAACCAACUGUAGUUUACAUCUAAUU